AUGGCGCCCUCCAUUGUGCAUCUGCCCAAUGGCCACAAUCUCUCUGUCACGCCUGUUUUUGGCGGUCUGUACUUCAAGUCUGUUGACGCUCACAGCCAUCACAACAUUUUUCCUCCCGGCUGGACUAUCACCAUUGAGAGCGAGGACAAUGAUACUCCCGCUACUCCUAGCACUGAUGACGCUCCAAGAUAUCGCGUUCACAGCUACAAACAACCCUCUCUCCGAGGCGAUCACCUGUUCAUCUCUAGCAUUUCCAACCCACCUAAUGAGCGCACUCCUUCACAAUUCCCUGCAUCCUCUCCUACUCGCCAGAUUGCCAUGAUGCUGUGGGCCACCUUGUACUGGUAUUUCCAUCAACCUGAACCUGAUCCAAAGAUCACCAAUACCACUUCUCAGGGAACAGCCGAAGCAGGAAGACCAAGGGGUGAAUGGCGUAUCAACAUUAACCGCGAAGGCGUCUUCAGAGGCAAGCAGUUGAUGCAGAAGCUGGAGCGCAUGGGUCUGAUUGCAAGCGAAGACUCUACGGUCGGGACUUCCUUGGACCCCAAUACUUCUGAAGGCUGGUCUGCCAUGUUUGUAUCUCGCCGUCAUUUCUGGCAGCUCGACCCUCGUAUCUACCUCUUCACCAGCAAUCCUCAGGUCAACUCUGCCUUGGUCUCACACACUCACGUCGAUUCGAGACCGGACUCUCCUGCACUUGGUGUUUCUAGCAGUAGACCUGACUCGAUCGUCGAUAAUGCUGGUCCAGUGGUCCCUACUGGUGGCAAUCAUGGUUUGUGGGCGCCUCCCGGCCAGUUCAAGUCGUCCUCGCACAUGCCUACCUAUUAUCCACCUGCACCAACCCAAUACAUCUUCACUGACAACGUCCGCCAUCCCGUCCGUCCCAAGCCUCCUCGACAAGGCGAAACCUUCUAUACAAGAUUCAUUCCCAGUCUUGGCGAGUAUCUCUCGUUCCGUGUUGCGUCUUUAUCUAAGCGUCCCGUGCAACACAUUGGACCAGUGUCGGAUCCAGCUCCUGGGGCUUCUCCGCUCCGCGCCUCCGCAAGUGUAAGCGACUCGCAGGUCCCAACCAUUGGCACCAUGGAUCAUGAAAUGAGUGAUACUGAAAUCCUCCAUAAAUGGAUGAAUGACGAGCGCGUUGCGUACUCGUGGGGCGAACAAGGCCCUAUGUCCCACCAGGAAGAGUUCUUGAAAGCUGGUUUGACCAACAAGCACUCCAUGCCAGUAAUUGGUUGCUUUGACGGCAAACCAUUCGGCUAUUUUGAGAUCUACUGGGUCAAAGAAGAUAGACUGGGCUCCUACCUAGGUUAUCAGGUGUCUGACUAUGACCGUGGGUUGCACCUCCUGGUUGGUGAGCAAAGAUUCAGGGGUUCUCAUCGUGUCAAGGUUUGGUUGAGCGCGUUGAUUCAUUACUGUUUCCUCGCCGAUCCUAGAACCGAGACAGUCAUGUUGGAACCAAGAGUCGACAAUGCAAAAGUAAAGCAGUAUUGCGAAGAAGUUGGCUUCUUCAAAGAGCGCGAGAUUAGCUUCCCGCACAAGCAGUCGAAUCUGAUGAAGAUCCGGCGUGAAGCUUGGGAUGCCCCAGCCAUCUAA
This is a messenger RNA of Aureobasidium melanogenum CBS 110374, 1593 nucleotides long. RefSeq lists its product as uncharacterized. The record is from RefSeq and is a predicted model, not a curated record. Gene Ontology annotation, biological process: siderophore biosynthetic process. Bases 1 to 1593 code for a protein of 530 amino acids. NCBI's taxonomy places the organism in Eukaryota, Fungi, Ascomycota, Dothideomycetes, Dothideales, Saccotheciaceae. The transcript is spliced from 2 exons.